This is a messenger RNA of Oreochromis niloticus (Nile tilapia), 2553 nucleotides long. Its product is annotated as zinc finger BED domain-containing protein 4-like. Gene Ontology annotation, molecular function: protein dimerization activity; DNA binding. The transcript has 2 exons. Lineage: Eukaryota; Metazoa; Chordata; Actinopteri; Cichliformes; Cichlidae. The coding region runs from base 221 to 2062 and encodes 613 amino acids. The record is from RefSeq and is a predicted model, not a curated record.
ACCGAUCCGAUAUUCAGUAUCGGUAUCGGUCCGAUACUGACAUAAAUUACUGGAUCGGAUAUCGGAGAGAAAUUUAAAAAUUUUGUCCGAUCCAGUAAAUAUCACAAAAGCACCUCAAAAACUCGCUAACAUGGUAUAACCCGGGUCAUGACCUUAGCACGUCAGCGCAGUAUGCGUCACGUGAUCAAGCGGUUAUCCUGUGGGAGAGCUGAGAGCCAUCAUGUCAGCAGUGUGGACUUAUUUCAAACUAAAAGACGAAAAAAGUAAGACUGCCGAAUGCAACUUAUGUGAUGCAAGUGUUUCCCGAGGUGGUAGCAGUUUGGGGAAUUUUAACACCACAAACAUGAUUAAACACUUACAGAAACACCACGCAAAGGAGUACGCGGAAUUUAGCCUGGCCUCCAAAGCUAAGCAGAAAAGUGUACCGUACCAACAAACGCUUUUGGAAAAUAUUCAGAGACGUGAGAAAUUCCCUCCGGAAAGCAAUAGAGCGAAGCUGAUAACGGAGAAAAUAGUUGAAUUUGUUGUGCUUGAUGACCAGCCCCUUUCCGUUGUGGAAAAUGAUGGUUUUCGACGCUUAAUUGAGCAUUUAGAGCCUCGCUACAUGCUGCCAAACCGGCAUUUCAUCUCGGAGGAAGCUAUCCCAGGCAAGUACAAACAGGUGCGCAAGUUCAUCUCCGAAAGUUUGGAAAUGAUUCCCACAUUAAGCAUGACAACUGAUAUCUGGAGCUCGGACGUUUGUCCGUUGUCCCUGCUAAGCCUGACUGUACACUGGAUAGACUCGAGUUUUACAAUGCAAAAAGCAGUGUUGCAGGCCAAAGAGUUUCGUGGUUCACACACAGGAGAGUCCAUCGCUGCAGCCAUGGAGGAAAUGUUAAAUGCGUGGGAAAUUCCGAAGAAUAAAGUCCACGUUGUUUUGCGAGACAAUGCCAGCAAUAUAAAAAAGGCAAUGGACCGGCUGGGUGUUGCAAGUUUGGGAUGCUUCGCGCACACUUUGCAACUUGUGGUGAAUGAGGGACUGCUAGCACAACGUGGUGUAUGUGAUGCUGUGACAGUGGGCAGAAAAAUAGUGGGUCACUUCAAACACUCACCACAGGCAUAUUCGCGUUUGGAAGACAUUCAAAUGGAGCUGAACAUGUCACCCAAACGUCUGAUACAAGAUGUGCGAACAAGGUGGAAUAGCACAUAUUAUAUGAUCAAGACCCUCACCGAACAGAAGCGAGCCUUGUGUGCAUAUUCUGCAGAGUAUGAUCUGCCUGCCACACUCAGUGCACAGCAGUGGGGGUUACUGGAAAAGGUCCUUACAGCUCUAGCUCCCUUUGAGGAGUUAACAAAGGAGGUUAGCGCAUCAUCCUCAUCUGCAUCUGAUGUCAUCCCUAUUGUCUGCGUCCUUAAGCGCGUGCUCUCCCGAGAAAAUGAGGCCGACGAAGGAAUAAAGAAAAUGAAAGGCACUCUUCUCGAAGCUGUUAACAGACGCUUCAGACACGUGGAAUCCGAGCCACUAUACACAGUUGCAACACUGCUGGAUCCAAGAUAUAAAGACAGGUACUUCACGAGCGUAGAAACCUCAAAACAAGCUAAAGAUGCUUUGAUGGCAGAGGUGAGGAAGAUGGAGUUUUUGAGAACUACAUUAAACUCCUCAGAGCCAGCAGAGGGGACAUCAACAGUCUUGGAGCCAGCAAAGAAGACUCCACGGGUGGAAUCUUCCAGCCAAAGCAGACUUGAAAGUGUUUUUGAUGAAAUCCUGAAGGAAAACACUCAAGAUCCUGUUCCUGCGUUAGCCACAACAAGUGCACGCAUUGAAGUGCAAACUUAUCUUAGUGAGCCAACCAUUCAACGCUCAGAUAAUCCACUGCUGUACUGGCAAGUCAACAAACUUAGAUUUCCCACUCUGGUUUCUACAGCAGCUAAAUUUCUCUGUGCACCUACCACAAGUAUUGAGAGCGAGAGACUCUUCAGUACAGCCUCCAUUAUCAUUAAUGAAAGGAGAAGCAGGCUGACAGCUGAGAAGGUUGAAAUGUUGAUCUUUCUGAAGAAGAACCUACCUCUCAUGUUAAAGUGAAAAAAAAAGAAGUUACAAAUGCAUUAUUAGAAGAAUGUUGUUUGGGGUGUGUGUGUGUGUGGGAGGGGGGGUUGUUGGGGUUUUUUAGGGUUUGGAGAGCAAUUGCUUUGUGUGCUCUGCUAAAAUUGCACCUUUUUUCAGUACCAAAGGGUUUUUCAAAUUUGCAUAAAGUUGCAGUUUUAUUUACUUGAAUAUUACUUUAAAUACUUUGAGAUUUAAAGUUCUGCAUAAAGUUGCACUUUUAUUUACAUGAAUGUUACUUUAAAUACUUUGAGAUUUAAAGUUCUGCCUAAUGUUGCACUUUUAUUUUGAUGAAUGUUACUUUCAAUACUUUGAGAUUUAAAGUUGUGCAUAAAGUUGCACUUUUAUUUACAUGAAUGUUACUUUAUUUUACUGUAUAAUGAUGCACACGUUCAGGAUGGAUAUUUUGAUAGUGUUGACAGCUAAACAGUGCUAAAGUUUAAAUAAAGAGAUAUGCAUUGUUGAAGUGA